CAUGAAUAAUCACACAACAAUCCCUUACUUUUUACUCCUGGAAUUCUCAAAAAAUCGACAUCUUCAGCGUUUGCAUUUCUUUGUUUUCUUUGUGUUAUAUCUGACAACUAUAAUGGCAAAUGUUCUCAUUAUAUUGGCAGUAGCUUUAGAUAAUCAAUUGCAUAGCCCCAUGUACUGGUUUCUGAUGAACUUGGCUAUGCAGGACUUAGGCUCAGUUUCUGUCAUAGUCCCAAAAUCCAUGGUGAAUUCCCUCAUGGACACCAGGUACAUCUCUUACUCAGGAUGUGCUGCUCAAGUCUUCAUAUUUAUCUCCUUUGCAGCUUCUGAUUUAUCCCUCCUGACUGUCAUGGCAUAUGAUCGGUAUGUUGCCAUUUGCCAUCCACUGCACUACGAGAUGGUGAUGAAUUGGAAUGCCUGCAAUAAAAUCAUGAUUCUGGUUUGGGUCACCAGUCUUCUCUAUGGAACAAUGCAUACAAGUGGCACUUUUUCAAUCCUUUUUUGUUCUAAUGUUGUCAACCAAUUCUUCUGUGAAAUUCCACAAUUGCUAAAGCUAUCCUGCUCUGGCUUCAAUCUAAUUGAACUUGGAGUUCUUAUGGCCAGUGUCAUUGCAGGAAUUGGUUGUUUUAAUUUUAUUAUUGCAUCUUAUAUCAUGAUUUUCAAGGCAGUGCUUAGAAUUCCUUCUGAACAAGGAAGGCAAAAAGCUAUAUCCACUUGUGUUCCUCACCUUAUAGUAGUAUCUAUGUUUUUAUUAACUGGAUGCUUUGCCUAUCUGAGACCUCCUUCUAAUACUCCAUCUUACCUAGAUUUUGGGCUGACUGUUCUGUAUUCCCUUCUUCCACCCCUGUUCAAUCCAAUCAUCUAUAGCAUGAGAAAUAAGAAUAUCAAAUUGGUCCUUUCAAAACUGUGGAAAUUCUGA
Molecule: messenger RNA, 916 nt
Organism: Pantherophis guttatus
Lineage: Eukaryota; Metazoa; Chordata; Lepidosauria; Squamata; Colubridae
Product: olfactory receptor 14A16-like
Biological process (GO): G protein-coupled receptor signaling pathway
Cellular component (GO): membrane
Molecular function (GO): G protein-coupled receptor activity; olfactory receptor activity
Source: RefSeq, a predicted model, not a curated record